UAGGUGACUUUGAGACCAUCGACACCUAUUCGCGACAUGAUAGAUUAGAAGUGAUGUCUCAUGAAUUACCUAAAAUUAUGGUCACCAAAAAUAGAAAGAGAUGGAGGGCUCCGUGCUGACUAUCUCUAUCGGCUCGUUUUUUCGGUGCAGUGCGCGUAUUAUUCCUGUUGUAUUAUUACUUUCAUGAUCACAGCUAAUAGAAACUCCUAAUUCCUUACUAUAUUAAUAGACAUGAAGAAUUAAUUAAUAGACAUAAUCAAACGGUCUCUUAUUUUCAGUUAUCUUUACUAGGUAUUUUAUAUUUGCCAUGCUAUACCUUGUUGGAUGGUGGAUUGCUGGUACUGCUGGACAGUGAAUGGGCCUAUAAUUUUUUUUAAAAACUUAUGUGUUGUCUAUGAUAUUACUUGAAGUGACGUAAAAAGGCGAAUGUGUUUGCUGCUGCCAUUUUUAUUUGGAUAAAUUUUGACGAAAAAGUUAAACAGGAAAAGGUGUGUGCAUACCCACAAACUGCCGCAGGUUAUGCGAAGAGGCACUUAUAAGUAUGUCCGCGUACCACGGAGCAGGCGGUAGCGGCACCCCGUGGGACGGCGGACCGCCGGGCGCCGAGGCGGAGUACCAGCCGGCCGUGCCGCCCGCGCCGCCCGCCACCGACCCCUGGACCGGCUACGCGUACCCCCCGGGCUAUGACUACAGCGGGUACGCCGCCGCAGGGGGGGGCUACGCGCCCGCGUACUACGACAGCUCGUACUACCAGGGCUACUACGGGGCGGGCUACCCCGCACCGCCCGCCUACAGCGCGCCGCCGCCCGCCCCCGCGCGCUCCCCGCCGGGCCGCCGCUACCGCACCGCCUCGCGCAGCGUGUCCCGCAGCAUCUCUCCCUACCUCAAGAGACCCAGCCGCUCCUACUCUAAGAAGAGAGAUAGCAGCUAUGAUAGAGAUCGUCGGAGUUACAAGGAAUCGAGGAGGUCCAGAAGUAGAUCUAUCCACUCUCGACCGAGGAAAUAUUCCUCCCAUUCCAGCUCCAGUUCCCGGAGUCGGUCACCCAAGAGGUCAAAAAGAAUGAGGAAGUCAUCCUCACAUUCAUAUACAUCUGAUAGAUCAUACAGAAGUUCCAGUAGGAAAAGAGGCCGGGACAAGGCAUUGAAAUCAAAGAGAAGGACUUCAACCAGCAAGAGUAGAUCAGCCACUAGAACUCCGAGCCGAUCGCACAGCAAGUCUCCUGUUGGAAGCUCUAGAAAGAAAGAUAAAAGACUGCGCUCAAUCAACACUCCACCUCCUAAAAAUAAGAAAAGAACUGAAUCUUCAGUCACUCCACCCAAAAGUUACAGGAAAUCUAGCAACACUUCAGCCACAUCCCGUAGCCGCAAGAGAUCUCCAAGUAAAGAUCUCACACCUCCAAGGAGCUACAAAACUAAAGAAAGAUCAACCUCUAGAAGUCGCAAGGGCCGCACCUCCCUGACUCCUCCUAAGAGCUAUGCUAAAGCUCGCAGGUCGUCGUCGUCCGGGUCCCGGUCGUCCAGCCCCGCGCGCACCCCGCCCCCCGCGCGCCGCCGCUCCCCCCGCAGCCGCUCCCCGCGCCGCCGCCCCUCGCCCGCGCGCUCCGCCUCGCCCGCCGUCAGCGACGAGGACGCGCGCCGCGGACAGUUCACCGUCGCCGACCGCAAGCGAUACUGGAAGAUACACAACCAGGGGGACAAGCGAGCGCGCUCCCCGCCCCGCGAGCCCCGCCCACCCCCGCCCGGCGCCGCCGAGACCACGCGCGCCGACGACGUGCAGUACGGGGACCCGCCCGACGUCGAGGGACCCAACUUCGCCGAGCUCAUCCCCACGCCGGCGCAGGCCGCGGCGCUGCCCGCGCGCGCCGCCCGCCCGCCCCGCGCCGCACCCGCGCUGCCCAUCCGCAACGACGGCAGCUUCCUCGAGAUGUUCAAGAAGAUGCAGGAGCAGACGGCGGGCGCGGCGGCGGCGGCAGGGGCGAGCGCGGGCGGGGCGGGGGGCGCGGGGCCGGAGCGGCGCCGCGUCAUGCCGCUCAUCGGCAAGCGGCGCGGCGGGCGCGUGCUGAAGACGGGGCUGGUGAAGAAGGCGCGCGCGGCGGAGGACACGGCCGCGGCGCCGCGCGACGCCUGGGCGCUGUACAUGCAGGAGGUCAAGAAGUACCGCGACACCUCGUGCGAGGAGGACCGCAAGACGCGCCCGCUCGUCAAGUAGCCGCGCCCGCCCUCACCCUCAUCUAUACCUAUUACACAUCCAUUAUCAUUUUGUACGCAUAAUUAUAAGUUUUCUUAUUUAAGAUCUUGUGACUAACAUUUUUGAAAUAUGCAUAUAAAUAGGAUGAGGUCGAAAUCUUUUGUUUUAUUUUGUAUCUGUUGUAUUAUUGGUAUUUAGAAGAUUAUUAUUAUUACAAUCAUUGUAUGUAUAAGUUUUGUAUGAAAGUGAAUAAAGAUCGUGUAAGUGAGAAUAUAUUACGUUGUUUGCAGUCAAAAUGCCAGAGAUGAUCAAAUCGCCCGCCGACAUCAAAACCGCUCCCUUCGA
Molecule: messenger RNA, 2533 nt
Organism: Plutella xylostella (diamondback moth)
Lineage: Eukaryota; Metazoa; Arthropoda; Insecta; Lepidoptera; Plutellidae
Source: RefSeq, a predicted model, not a curated record